Verticillium alfalfae VaMs.102 is the source of this 1803-nucleotide messenger RNA. Its product is annotated as serine/threonine-protein phosphatase PP2A catalytic subunit. Gene Ontology annotation, biological process: mitotic cell cycle; peptidyl-serine dephosphorylation. NCBI's taxonomy places the organism in Eukaryota, Fungi, Ascomycota, Sordariomycetes, Glomerellales, Plectosphaerellaceae. The record is from RefSeq and is a predicted model, not a curated record. Gene Ontology annotation, cellular component: cytosol. Gene Ontology annotation, molecular function: protein serine/threonine phosphatase activity. Bases 449 to 1423 code for a protein of 324 amino acids. The transcript is spliced from 6 exons.
AUCCUUUCUCCUGCCAAUUACCUCCAUCAACAACAACCCAACGUCCACCACCUCACCCAGAUUCCGCCCUCGCAACCAACCAGGCUACGACGACAACGACGAAGACGCUUUUGGUCGCGCAUCUCAUCCGUCCAUCAUCGGCAUUUCCGAUCAAAAGCAUCAACGGGGAAAGCUCGGGCGCCCCUCAACGAGGCUAUUGCCCCACGUCUUCACACCCUGAUCCGUCCCGGUGCUACACACCACCUCCCCAAGCCGUCCCUCUCCCUCCGACCUCGCGAUCAGCUCCCUGACCAAGCAACACAUUCCCAUCUCCUUUGCUGACGACCUCCACGACCCUGUCCUUGACGACGAUCACGCUUACGAACACGCACACGCCCGGUUGCUCCAUCUCACCGCACUUUCCCCCAAUCGUCUCGAGCUAUUGACCUCAAGAAACAUGGACACCAACAUGGAAGACGCUGGGCGCCCAGCCGAAGUCUCCCCCGUCCUCGCGAACCUGGAGCCAACCACCAUACCUACUCUCGAUGGAUGGAUCGAGAGCCUGAUGAGCUGCAAGCAGCUGGCCGAGACGGAUGUCCAGAGGCUCUGCGAAAAGGCACGCGAAGUCCUACAGGAGGAGUCCAAUGUUCAACCAGUCAAAUGCCCCGUCACAGUCUGUGGUGAUAUCCACGGCCAAUUUCACGACUUGAUGGAGCUCUUCAAGAUUGGCGGCCCUAACCCUGACACCAACUACCUCUUCAUGGGCGACUAUGUCGAUCGAGGCUACUACUCCGUCGAGACCGUGACUCUUCUCGUCGCGCUCAAGAUCCGCUACCCGCAACGCAUCACCAUUCUCCGCGGCAACCACGAGUCGCGUCAGAUCACCCAGGUCUACGGCUUUUACGACGAGUGCCUCCGAAAGUAUGGCAAUGCCAACGUGUGGAAGUUCUUCACCGACCUCUUCGACUACCUUCCCCUCACUGCCCUCAUCGACAACCAGAUCUUCUGCCUUCACGGCGGUCUCUCCCCGAGUAUUGAUACUCUCGAUAACAUCAGAGCCCUUGACAGGAUUCAGGAGGUUCCCCACGAGGGGCCCAUGUGCGACCUCCUGUGGUCUGACCCCGAUGACCGCUGCGGAUGGGGAAUCUCUCCCCGUGGUGCGGGCUACACAUUCGGCCAGGACAUUUCCGAAGCUUUCAACCACAACAACGGCCUGACGCUCAUCGCACGUGCGCAUCAGCUUGUUAUGGAGGGCUAUAAUUGGUCGCAAGACCGGAAUGUUGUCACCAUUUUCUCUGCACCCAACUACUGCUACCGUUGCGGUAAUCAGGCGGCGAUUAUGGAAAUCGACGAGCACCUCAAAUACACCUUCCUGCAAUUCGACCCAUGCCCUCGUGCCGGGGAGCCCAUGGUGUCUAGACGCACGCCUGAUUACUUCCUUUGAUCAAAUCCCAUGUAUACCCAAAUACCGUCGUUUCGUGAGCAUUCUGCAUGUUCUCCACGGAAAGGUGCAGGCUAUGAUGACGCGCUGGACCAUGGGCCACGUGCGCCAGUACGCGGCCACCCUAGUAUGAUAGGAUCAAUCCAAGGGCCAGCACUUGUUUCCAACCGACCCAAAAAGAGCCUUGUAUUUGCUGUCCCAAUUAUGCUGGGAGCGUCACUAGCGUUUUGUCUGCGUGCGGUUCGCGCAAGCCAGUAGAUGUUUCACCGCAAGGGCAACCCCCCGGAUAAUGAUCGCUGGCGGCACUUCUAGAUACUCUGCGGGUCAAAGACAAGCAGCGCCAGGUGAAGAUGCUGAUGCCUAAUGAGAAGUUUUGUUACAUA